This is a messenger RNA of Macrosteles quadrilineatus (aster leafhopper), 914 nucleotides long. RefSeq lists its product as uncharacterized. The record is from RefSeq and is a predicted model, not a curated record. The coding region runs from base 1 to 630 and encodes 209 amino acids. NCBI's taxonomy places the organism in Eukaryota, Metazoa, Arthropoda, Insecta, Hemiptera, Cicadellidae. The transcript is spliced from 4 exons.
AUGAGAGAAAACGAAGAGUUCUUUUUCAAAGAGAAAAGCAAGCCUGUGAUGUUGGCGGUGAAUGAUUCCGUUACGGUUUCCCAGAGAAGCAAGUUGUGUAACUGUCACGAUGUGUACUGCGGAUGUUGCUACUCUGUCAAGCUGUUUGGGAGGGAAAAAUUUAAAGGCUGCAUGGAGAUGGAGUAUGUAAGCAGGGAUUUUGCCAUCUUCAUGACCUUCAGCAUCAACGGACACAUAAUCAUCACACGAGUGCUUUCAGGCCGUAACCCGCUGCCAUUCUGCAGCUCGACGCCGUACAUUCCCCUCGUCAGUUUCUGCAUCCGACUUUACGACAUUCACCACAACCCUAACGGACUCAGUCUCUGCAUGAGACUCGAGGCCACAUCCAUGCGGCGGAUACUCUUCUCUAUCAGUUUUGACUGUAUCAAGAUAGACAACCAUAGAAUUUCCUUCUACAUGCCGCCCAACGCUACCACCUUUGGUGUGGUGGGCUUUCAUCUCGGAGACACAGACCCUUAUAUUUCGUAUCAAGACUGGACAAAGCUACACAUCCCUUUGCCAGAGAUCACCCCGGCACCACCCCCACCAAAACCUACGUAUAAACAUCAUCUACUCUGGCUACAUUGGUGAAUCAAAUCAAAAUUGUGACGUUAUUGGUGAUGGCUUUAGGUUUUUAAGGUGUUCUUUGACGCAUUUAAUUAUUUCUUCCACAUACAAGCCAUUAAGUGUGAGAAUCCAAAAAUCUUAAACAAGUUUUAUAGUUUAAUUAACUAGUUUAACUAUAGUCUAUAGUUUACAGCCCAAAAGAAUGUUUCAGGGGGAUCUGCUUUGCUCAGCAAUUUAGCUCUCAUAAUCAGAAUCAUUAACGAAUGUAUCUAUCAUUAAAAUACUCAACUCCUAAAAAACCGGCCCUU